This is a messenger RNA of Musca vetustissima, 887 nucleotides long. RefSeq lists its product as uncharacterized. The record is from RefSeq and is a predicted model, not a curated record. NCBI's taxonomy places the organism in Eukaryota, Metazoa, Arthropoda, Insecta, Diptera, Muscidae. The transcript has 3 exons. The coding region runs from base 75 to 422 and encodes 115 amino acids.
UCACAACAAAAUUAGUUCGACAAGAAACGUCAAUCAGAACCGCUACAAAUGACUUUCCAAUAUCGUCUGAAAACAUGUUGCAAAACAUGGAGGAAAAAAUCACUUGUGACAACCGAGAUAUUUACGUCUCUACAAUGAGCAAGCUGUGGCGAAACUGUGUCGGAAAAAAUAUAGAGAAUAUACUAGAUUCUAAAGUCAUAAUGGAUUUUAUUGUAGACGGUACUCAUGGAAAACGCUCUUUAAGGAAAUAUAAAAAUUUCUACAAAGCUUUAAUUGACUCCAUAGAAACUCUACCAUCCCUAGGGGGAAAAAAUGCGGAACAGCUACUACGCCAGGCAAUGGAGUUAUGCAAAAAGAAGCAAUUCAGAAAGAAUUCUGAAAAUAAAAAGAUCGAGCUGGAGUCAACAGAAAUAUUGAUGUGAAUUAAAUUUUGGUAUUAAUUUUUGAGUGAAUUAUUUUUUUUUUUUACAUACAUCAAACGUGGAUAUGGAUUUUUAAUUUAAUUUUUUAAAAAGAAAUUAUAUUACUUUUUUAAAACUAAAAUAAAAAACGAUAAAAUUAACUAGUAUUUAAUUAUUCACAACCAACUAGUGCGAAUCUGGUAAUGAUGGAUUGAUAUACAACUAGAAAAGAUGUGAGUAGUAUAAAACUACCAUGAAGAAUACUAGAGUGUGCACUAGUUCACAUAAAACUAGUCCAAAUACAGUAGUUUACAGUACUACAUAACAACUAGUACGUAUUUAACUAGUAUAGGAUCUAGUAAUUUAAUUGUAUACAAAUGAACUAGUUAGGCGUAUAUGACAACCCCAUGUUAAAAUCGACAGUUCGUUAUAUGGAAAAAGGACAGAUAUGUUACUAGUUUGAAGCAAAAAGCAACUAGUAUAUUU